Messenger RNA from Sorghum bicolor (sorghum), 1368 nucleotides. RefSeq lists its product as uncharacterized. The record is from RefSeq and is a predicted model, not a curated record. The coding region runs from base 114 to 1061 and encodes 315 amino acids. Gene Ontology annotation, molecular function: protein binding. The transcript is spliced from 7 exons. NCBI's taxonomy places the organism in Eukaryota, Viridiplantae, Streptophyta, Magnoliopsida, Poales, Poaceae.
CCUUCCCCUGCACGCCUCCAAAACCCCCUCGCCGCUGCGGCCAAGGGUUUCACCCGCCGCGGAAAGCAUUGCAAGGUGCCGAGGGAUUUCUGAGUAGAGGAGUUGGAAGAGCCAUGGGCAACUCUUGCUUCACUGGUGCCUCUCCUGCACUGCUGGGAAAGACCCAUGAUCCAGCUUUCAAAUGGAAGUUCUAUGGCUUCUCAGCUCUACUUGAUAGGGGGGCUGUAUCAGCCAAUUCUGCCAUUUUUCGCUGUUGUGGAUAUGGUUGGUUCCUGCAAGUGAGCCCAAUGCAGAAAAAAACUGGUCACAAGAUUCCACAUAUUGCUCUUUCGCUCUCGGUGUACCAAAACAGCUUAAAGGCAGAUGACAUCUUGAGCGCUGUGUUCGAGUUGUCAAUGUACAACCAUUCAAAAGGGACAUAUCAUGGAUGCAAAGCUAGCUACCACUUUGAUAUCAAGAACACGCGAUCAGAGAAACAAUGCUUGAUUCCUCUUGAAGAACUACUGAAAUCAUCUGAUUUUCUGGUUGAUGAUAGCUGUGUCUUUGGUGUGAGGAUAUUAAAGGCACAUGUCUCUUCUCAGAAUAAGCCUAUUGUGAUUCAAAAGAAGCCUAGCACAGUUCAGAACAUCUUCCUCCAGAAAAAGGGGUUCAUCAAAGGAACCUACACCUGGACCAUGAACAACUUCCCUGACAUUGUCCCAGUCCGUUCUCCUGCAUUUGAAGCUGGUGGGCAUAAAUGGUACAUCAACAUGUACCCACUUGGUGACCAAUGCAGCACCAAUUCACUUUCCCUCUACUUACACCUGCAUGAUCUGAACAAGAUCCCUCUUGAGACUGGAAUGGUGAUUGAACUGACUCUCUCCAUCUUGGACCAGAAGCAUGACAGACACUACACAGUUACAGGUCGCUUUGUUUUUGGAGUUGCAGCAAAGAAUGGCUGGGGAUGGCCCAACUUCAUUCCUCUCAAGACACUCAUGGAUCCAUUUAGCUGCUAUAUUGUGGGAGCAAACUGUAUGCUGAAGGCAGAUGUCACCAUCAUCGGGUCAUCCAAUGACGGUUAGACACGGAUAGACCUUUGAUGGACUUGGGAAGGAACAAUGGCUUUGGCGACUUAAACUAUUUUCAGAGACACCUAUAUAUAUAAUGCAUAUGUGAUAUGUGAUACUAAUGCUUAGGCAUUGUCUUAUUAUAUAUGGUAUCAGCACGUAAGCUGAGCUAUAGAGGUUCAGGAACUCUAAAAGGAUAAUGUGCCUCGUGUGCAUAUUAUUGGCAUGGGGAGUAAUACAGGGCUUGUGUUUACCAAUUGUUAACUUCAGUUAUAAAUCGUAAAAUAAUUCUGCAUAUAUGUUAUUGCAUUCAGCUUAAUCA